Molecule: messenger RNA, 1391 nt
Organism: Maylandia zebra (zebra mbuna)
Lineage: Eukaryota; Metazoa; Chordata; Actinopteri; Cichliformes; Cichlidae
Gene: jmjd7
Product: jumonji domain containing 7
Source: RefSeq, a predicted model, not a curated record
UCUGCGCAUGCUCACCGGAAGUAAACAAAUCAGCAUGGCAGCACGCUGCUUGGAAAGAAGCGAUCGGCAGUAUUGAUGAUAAACGUAUCGAUACAGUUAUUGUCGCUGCUGAGGGGAGGAGUUGAUCAUCGAUCAACUGAUGGUUUAAUCAGUCAGCUGCAGGAUGGAAGCAGUGAGGAAUCGACUGGCCGAGUGUUCACAGGAGGCUCACGAUCUGUACCUGAACCAAUCGGUGCCCUACCUGGACGGGCCACCUGAGCCGCUGCAGUUCCACCGUGACUGGAUCGCUCCAAACAAGCCCUGCAUCAUCCGCAACGCCUUCAGCCACUGGCCAGCCCUGGCCAAGUGGAGCCCUGACUAUCUGAGGGAGAAGGUGGGGUCAAAGGUCAUAAGCGUGGCAGUGACUCCAAAUGGCUACGCCGACGCGGUAAAUGGAGAUCGAUUUGUGAUGCCUGAAGAGAGACAGAUGAGCUUCUCCUCUGUUCUUGACAUCAUCGAGGGGAAGGUGGACAAAGGGGGCGGAGUCUUCUAUGUCCAGAAGCAGUGCUCCAACCUGCUGCAGGAGCUGCCCGAGCUCACUGCUGACGUACAGCCGCACAUUGCCUGGAUGAGCACGGCACUUGGAAAGCUGCCGGACGCUGUGAACUUUUGGCUCGGAGAGGCGAACGCCAUCACCUCCAUGCACAAAGAUCACUACGAGAAUCUUUACUGCGUCGUCUCUGGAGAGAAACACUUUGUUUUGAUGCCGCCCACAGACCGCCCUUUCAUCCCCUAUGGUUUGUUCCAACCAGCCGUUUACCAUCAGAGAGAUGACGGCGAGUUCGAGGUCAUCGAUCAGAGCGACUCAGAGAUGGUCCCAUGGAUCCCUCUGGACCCACUGAACCCGGACCUGGAGCGGUUCCCGCAGUACCGCCGGGCGCGGCCGCUCCACUGCAGCGUGAAGGCCGGAGAGAUGCUGUACUUGCCGUCGCUGUGGUUCCACCACGUACAGCAGUCACACGGCUGCAUCGCAGUGAACUUCUGGUACGACAUGGACUACGACAUCAAGUACAACUACUUUCAACUGCUGGAGGCUCUGUGUGAGGUCACAAGGUCCACGUGACAUCACAGCGACAGUGCCACAUGGCCAAUGAAGUUUUGUUUCUGUGGUGUUUGCAGGUCAAAGUUGGUCAGAAAAUACAUUUGACUAAAGCUCCUCUCCUUCAUCGUUGGAGUCGUCAUCAGCAGCCCAGCCAUGGUUUCCCACGAUUCUUUAUUCACUUUGAGAAUAAAAUUUAUUGUUCUGUCACUGAAAACUUCAUCAAUAACGUUCACCUGGCGUGGAUUGAUUCCACUUCCUGUUAGUGCCUUUGAACGAGCUGCGGAUCAAUAAAAAUAAAAGUCAAACUUUC